Hermetia illucens (black soldier fly) is the source of this 642-nucleotide messenger RNA. It is a transcript of the gene RpLP2, whose product is annotated as 60S acidic ribosomal protein P2. Gene Ontology annotation, biological process: cytoplasmic translational elongation. Gene Ontology annotation, molecular function: structural constituent of ribosome. NCBI's taxonomy places the organism in Eukaryota, Metazoa, Arthropoda, Insecta, Diptera, Stratiomyidae. The record is from RefSeq and is a predicted model, not a curated record. Gene Ontology annotation, cellular component: cytosolic large ribosomal subunit; ribosome. The transcript is spliced from 3 exons. Bases 153 to 491 code for a protein of 112 amino acids.
AUUUGAUAAACUUCACUCAAAUGUUUACACACGGAAGUUACCGUCGGCAAGACCAGCCAACUGUCAUCCUCUUUUGCGUGAAGUAUUUCAAGACGCAAGGUUUACUUAGUUUGUGCUGUACACGUUUCGUGUCGAUUCGAAGGACUUAAAAAAUGCGUUACGUGGCUGCAUAUUUGUUGGCUGUGCUUGGUGGAAACAAUGCCCCAUCCACCGGCGAUAUCGAAAAGAUCCUUAGCUCGGUUGGUAUUGAAGCCGAUUCCGAGCGUCUUUCCAAAGUCGUGAACGAAUUGAAGGGCAAGAACAUCGAGGAAUUGAUUGAACAAGGCCGCGAGAAAUUGUCAUCAAUGCCAGCCGGUGGUGCUGCACCUGCUGCUGCCGGAGGCGCUCCAGCUGCCGCUGCCGCCCCAGCCGCCGAGGAGAAGAAGAAGGAAGAGAAAAAGGAGGAAUCCGAAGAAGAGGAUGAAGACAUGGGCUUCGGUCUUUUCGAAUAAGCUGAUAACAUUAUGCAAAAACAGAUUAACAACUACAAAACUUUGGAUGGCCACCAUACAGUAGUCGCGUCUGGACGUUGCCCAGCGAAACAUCUGGUCAAACUAUUGUACAAAGUUUUUAUUUCUGUGAAAUAAAACUGUUUUUACGGAA